This is a messenger RNA of Plasmodium berghei ANKA, 1527 nucleotides long. Its product is annotated as N-acetyltransferase, GNAT family, putative. The record is from RefSeq and is a predicted model, not a curated record. NCBI's taxonomy places the organism in Eukaryota, Apicomplexa, Aconoidasida, Haemosporida, Plasmodiidae. Gene Ontology annotation, molecular function: N-acetyltransferase activity. Bases 1 to 1527 code for a protein of 508 amino acids. The transcript is spliced from 3 exons.
AUGAAUUUAUUUAAGCAGAAGCAAAAUGCAAGUUCUAUAUCCCAUGUUUUAAUAAAUAAACAUAAAACAAAAUUUUCUGAACCAGUAAUAUCGAUAAGACAAUUAGAGGAAAAAGACAUUGAUGAAGUGAGGCAAUUGUUAUAUGAUCAUUUUAACUCCUUAACCUUACCAGCAGUUAUAUAUUGGUCUAUACAACACAUUUAUGAUUUAUUAGUUAUUAUUAUUAUAAAUUAUAUUUUUUUCCUGGAUUUGAAAAAAAUAUUUUAUUUUCUUAUAAUAUUUUUAAUAUAUUUAUAUAUAAGAGCAAAGUUUGAAUUUUUAAAUCAUAUAAGAAAAGAUUGCCCCGAUUUGGAAAAUCUUUAUAAAAGUUAUAUAGGAGUAGAAGGAUGCAAUUUUUGGGUAGCUGAAGUAUUUGAUAAUAAUUUCGGGUCAGCAAGUAGAACAACAUGUAGUGAUAUUCAUGAAAGGGAAAAAAUUAUACUAGAACAAGAGGAGCAAGAAAAAUUACUAUCUAAUGAAAAAAAUAAUCUCGAAAUGAAAAAUUCGUGUGAAGAUAAUGAAAAUGGAAAAGGCGAUUUAUUUGAAAAAAAAAACACAUCAGAAUAUAUUACAGGUUUUUGUGGAUUAAAUGAGACACCAAACAAUAGUAAUAAUACAAAUAAUAAAAGUGUUCAAAAAGAUAAUAGUUCAAAUAGUUGCGAACUGGAUAAUAAAGUAAAUUCACAAAAUGAAAAUAUAAAUUCCAAAGAUGAUAAUAAAAAAUUAAAAGAUAUGGCCACAUCAUCUCAUUGUGAAAAAUCGAUCACCAAUGUUUACAGUGAUAUUUAUUAUAAUAACAUAAAUAAUCCCGCAUCUAUUCAAAAUGGUGUAAAAAAUGAUGAAAAUCGAAAAAAUUGUAAAAAUUCUGAGCGUGUUCAGAAUAAUAGUACCACAACAAAAAAUGAUAAUGAAAAUACAAAUAAUAAUAUUAACAACAUUAAAGAUAAUUUAAAUUCAGAUGAACAAAAUAAUGAAAAAUCGAAAUUAGUAUGUGAACCAUCCGAUAUAACUAAUAGAAAAAAUAUUGAUAAUAAAAAAACAGUACCUCUUCGAUUAAAUGAUCUUCGAAGAAAUAUAUUUGAUGGUAAAUUAAAUGAUGAUGAAGAUAUUAAUUAUAAAUUUGUAAAUAGAAAAAUAAUUGGAUGUGUUGGUAUAAUACCAUAUAAAGGAGAUAAUUCUAUUGCUCAAUUAGUUCGGAUGGUAGUAAAAAAAGAUAAUAGAAGAAUGAGAAUAGGGAGUAGAUUAUUAACACAAUUAGAAAAUUUUGCACAUGAACAUAAUUAUCAAGAAUUAAAAGUAUUUACUAAUAACUUAAAUACAGAUAGUUUAUAUUUUGUUAAGCAAAAUGGAUUUGACUUAUCACAAAUAGUCAGAAGAGGAUUAAUGAGAGGGGAUUUAUUAAUAUGGUCUAAAAUUUUAAACAAAGAUGAUUUUUAUAAGUUUCAUGGUUUAGAUAUAAAGAGUUAUACUAAUAAUAUACUGGAUUAA